CCGGAUGUACUAACGUCAUUUAAACUCGCCGAUGGCGGUAAACUUUCGUUCAUCAACAGAAGAGAGCAGACGCCGAUCAUAUUCCAGCUGUGGAGCACUGAGAGUGAGUGAGGCCUGAGCAAUGCGUCCAGCUGUGGUAACUGCUGUCUUGCUGUUGGUGAGCAUCCUGGACACUGUGACAGCCAAGCCUGAUUAUCCCAACUUUUGUAAACGUUUCUUAUUUCCGCCAUGUGGUGAGGGAGGGAGUCGCAUUGCUGUCGAUCGCUGCGUUACAUUCAUGAGGACUAAAAAAAAUUUCAAUGAUUCACAGGCACACUGUCUCUCCUUAAAAAGCGAUCUGGUGUCUCUACACAGUGAUUACGAAGUGAACUUCAUGACUUGUUUGACCUGGUAUUCUGCUAAUCUUUCCAAGAAAUUUUGGAUUGGAGCCAAAAGAUCAGGGGGUGUGUUUGGAUUCACUGAUGGCUCUAAAUUCAACUAUAAUGCAUGGCAACCUGGGGAGCCAAGCAACUCUGGACAAGACAACUGCGUCGAGUCAGACUCCAAUGGUAAGGAAAAAUAGAUGAGUAGCGAGCAU
Molecule: messenger RNA, 577 nt
Organism: Perca fluviatilis (European perch)
Lineage: Eukaryota; Metazoa; Chordata; Actinopteri; Perciformes; Percidae
Product: galactose-specific lectin nattectin-like
Exons: 5
Coding region: 122-562 (146 amino acids)
Molecular function (GO): signaling receptor activity
Source: RefSeq, a predicted model, not a curated record